Messenger RNA from Drosophila willistoni, 866 nucleotides. RefSeq names its product serine protease 1. Bases 5 to 823 code for a protein of 272 amino acids. The record is from RefSeq and is a predicted model, not a curated record. Gene Ontology annotation, molecular function: serine-type endopeptidase activity. NCBI's taxonomy places the organism in Eukaryota, Metazoa, Arthropoda, Insecta, Diptera, Drosophilidae. The transcript has a single exon. Gene Ontology annotation, biological process: proteolysis.
CAAAAUGAAACUAUUCCUCAGCGUGUUGGCUUUGGCUGUGGCCUCGGCAUCGGCCUUUGAAUCUGUUGUGCCCCAUAAGGACGCUCCCUUGGGUAGCGGUUCUAGCAUUGCGGGUCGUAUUACCAACGGCUAUCCCGCCUAUGAGGGCAAAGUGCCUUAUAUUGUUGGUCUGGGUUUCAGCAGCAGCAGCGGUGGUUGGUGGUGCGGUGGUUCAAUCAUUGGCAACACCUGGGUGGUGACAGCUGCCCAUUGCACAAACAAUGCCGAGUCUGUGACCAUCUACUACGGUGCCAGUUGGCGUCUACAGGCCCAAUACACUCACACCGUGGGCAGUGGCAACUUCAGACAGCACUCGAACUAUAAUACCAAUAAUCUGAACAAUGACAUCUCUCUGAUCAAUACCCCACAUGUGGACUUCUGGUCGCUGGUUAACAAGGUGGAAUUGCCCACCUACAAUGAUCGUUACAACAACUAUGCUGGUUGGUGGGCUCUUGCUUCCGGCUGGGGUCGCACAUCCGAUGACAGCACCGUCUCGGACUACUUGAACUGUGUGGAUCAACAGAUCAUCGAGAACUCGCAAUGCUCAUCGGUCUAUGGCACUGAUGUGAUCACCAAUGAUGUCAUCUGUACUGCCACUCCUGAUGGCAAGUCGACCUGUGCUGGUGAUUCUGGUGGCCCAUUGGUCACACACGAUGGCAACCGUCUUGUCGGUGUUACCUCAUUUGUGGCUGCCAAUGGCUGCACAGCCGGUCUACCAGAUGGUUUCACUCGUGUCACCAGCUAUCUGGACUGGAUUCGCGACAACACUGGUAUCUCUUACUGAAGAAUUCCCCCAAAUAAAUUAAUAGCUUCUAUCGAAAUAUCAA